This is a messenger RNA of Caenorhabditis elegans, 497 nucleotides long. RefSeq names its product Transthyretin-like family protein (gene ttr-11). The coding region runs from base 50 to 370 and encodes 106 amino acids. The transcript has 5 exons. Gene Ontology annotation, cellular component: cell surface; extracellular region. The record is from RefSeq and is marked reviewed. Lineage: Eukaryota; Metazoa; Nematoda; Chromadorea; Rhabditida; Rhabditidae.
AAAUCCUUUCGAAUUUUGUCCACAAAAAUUUCGAAUCUUUGCAAAGAAAAUGAACGCGACAAUUUUUCUCGUGGUUCUUCUCAUCAAUUACGCUGCGGCUUCCACGGGAUCCGUACAUAUCCGUGGACGACUUUUGUGCAAUGGAAGACCGUAUGCUCGCGAGAAAAUUCAAAUUUGGGAGAAAAACUUUGCGUUGGCCGACACUAUGCUUAUUCAUGCAGUCACUGAUAAUGACGGAUACUUUGACUUGCAAGGAUCUAUCACUGAAACUAUGAUGUCACCACUUCUGUACGCGUAUUUUGUGAACUAUUGUAAGCCAUCGUUCAACUGGCUCCGAGUAAAGUGUGACCUUCGACCUCCACGAAACUGAAGUUUCAACGGCUUACACUGUCAAACUCGGCCUUGAACAAGUCGUUAACUUGUUUUUCAAUCACAAAGAAUGUCGUCCUUCUGGGUAAUUGUAUGGAACUAGAAAAGUCUGAAAUAAUGAAUCUGUU